Macrosteles quadrilineatus (aster leafhopper) is the source of this 779-nucleotide messenger RNA. It is a transcript of the gene mRpS18A, whose product is annotated as 39S ribosomal protein S18a, mitochondrial. The coding region runs from base 143 to 718 and encodes 191 amino acids. Gene Ontology annotation, molecular function: small ribosomal subunit rRNA binding; structural constituent of ribosome. Gene Ontology annotation, cellular component: mitochondrial small ribosomal subunit; ribosome. The transcript is spliced from 4 exons. Gene Ontology annotation, biological process: mitochondrial translation. The record is from RefSeq and is a predicted model, not a curated record. Lineage: Eukaryota; Metazoa; Arthropoda; Insecta; Hemiptera; Cicadellidae.
UAGCUUGUUAGUUGUUUCGUUAGUGUUGGUGGUUGGUCUUGUCGUACUUCCUUCCAUAGAACAUACAUUUUCUUACAUUUAUAAUCGUAAUAGUUUGUGUAUAAUAUUGAUUAUUAUACGAACUUACCGUACUUAACUGGUCAUGUUUGCUAUUCUACAGAGAAAUUCUUUCACAUGGUCAUCAUUAAAAACUAUUGCAGAUAAUCUUAAAACAAUUUCUGGAAAUAGUAAGAUCAAACCAAUUUUGUUGUGUCCCAGCAACACUAUAAAGACAAUUGUAGAAAAACAAGAAGGAAAAACGCUAGUUGUAGAAGGAGUUAUCUCUCCAUCUCCCAGAGAGCACUUGUUGAUAAAGCCUGAACCUCACACGGAAUGCAAAGCAUGCCCUUUGUGCAGUCUUAACUUGGACGUUAAGCACACGGAUGUCCUGAUUUUGAGCCAGUUUGUCCGUCAGAACGGAUCCAUGUUGCCCAAACGCAUCACAGGCCUCUGUAGUGUUCAGCACAAGAGAGUUUCGUACAUGGUUACAAUGGCUCACAAAGCAGGGCUAAUGGGAAAGUUCAAACCAAAGGAUUGUACAUUGGACCCUCGACACAGACCUCAGUGGAAACAAUGGAAUUCAUACUUUGAUGAAACAACAAUCAAGCCACCCAAAAUAUAUAUUGCUAUGAGAUACAAGAAAAAGUUGGAUGCGUUUAAGAAACAAUAUGAAUCAUAGAAGGGCUGAUAAAGUAUUUAAUAUAAAACCUAAAAUAUAAAUUGUUGAAUCUUUUUCACAA